CCCCCACCCCCCCCACACGCGCGAUCCCAUCACAAUCCCAUCCCGCAUCUGCGCCGCCACCGCUCCCUCUCCUCCCUCCCACGAAACCCUAAUCCUAGCAAGCAUCCUCCUCGACCCCGGGAGAGGAGCGGCGGCGCCGGGCAGGAUGUCCGCGGCGGUGUGCGGGAAGCGGGCCGCCUCCUUCUUCGAGGAGCAGCAGCAUUCCCCGCACGCGGGCACCCCUCCGCCCUCCAAGCGCGCCCGCUUCCGUGCCGGCGGCGGCAGCGGGAGCCCCUCGCCGCCACGGGCCCGCGGCGGCGACCCGGGACUUGUGGCCGCGAUCCGCGUGAGGUUCCCCUCCGUGAGCCUCGAGUUUAUUGAGAAGGCUCUGGAAGAGUGUGGAAACGAUUUUGAUUUAGCAACAAAGUACUUGCUUAAUCUCCCUGCACAAUCUGCCAAAUGUGAUGCAGCUCCUGGGUAUCAACCUCCCAACGGGAUGACUACUGAGGAUCAAGUUCCUGCAGAAGGUAUUUUGGUUGACAAUGAGGUUGCUGCACCUGUAGAUAGUGUUCCUUGGGCAGAUAACCUUCCGUCAAGCAGCAUUCAAUGGUCUGAGAUUCUUGUGAAUGAGAUGUUGAGUGCCUCUAACACGGAUGAUGCAAAGGCACGUGCUUCUAGAGUACUUGAGGUUUUUGAGAGGGCCAUGACCUCUCGUAUUGGUGCAGAAGCACAUCAAAGUUUCCAGAAGGAAAAUUCAAUUUACAAGGAACAAUUUGAAGCUGCUAUUAGGGAGAGCACUAUUCUGAAGAAAGCGUUUGCUAUACAGCAUGAGCGCCAAAAGGAGCAAGAUGAGAGAAGCCAGGAGCUUCAGCAACUUAAGCAGUUGGUUGUUCAGUACCAGGAACAAGUUAGAAGCCUUGAGGUAAACAACUAUGCCUUGUCCAUGCACCUCAGGCAAGCGCAGCAAGGCAGCUCGAUUCCAGGGCAUUUCCACCGUGACAUUUUCUGAAUAAGAGGAAACCUGAACUGGGUUUCCAUAGCAUCAGGAUAGCAUUUCAGCCUUUCGGUUAGGGGCUUGUCUUGUUGUUGGCCUAUAUUUAUGUAUUUAACAUAUAUAGCCAAGUGAUAACAUAGCUUAAUUUAUGUUGUAUACCAGUGUAAAUGUAUGCCCUAUGUUGGCGUGCUGCUGCCCUGCAGUUCGGAGCUGGGAGAGCAAGCAGCCCAACAUUGGCAUACUGUUUGUUGAACAACCGAUGUUACGGCAUCAUCAAUUGAGAGAAAAGAAAAGAGAAAAGGGCUUUUAUACCCA
Molecule: messenger RNA, 1288 nt
Organism: Panicum hallii
Lineage: Eukaryota; Viridiplantae; Streptophyta; Magnoliopsida; Poales; Poaceae
Exons: 5
Coding region: 146-988 (280 amino acids)
Molecular function (GO): ubiquitin binding
Source: RefSeq, a predicted model, not a curated record